AUGUCUACUUUGCAUAGACAAGUGGUUAAAGAGAAAUUGAAUUCAUCCAGGUUUUUUGUUAAGACAGAGACUGAGGGUUUGGAUAUGAAUGAAUCAGAGGUAGAUGUUGAUUAUGAGGGACGAGACGAAUUCUAUGAUGAGAAUUUGAAAACGAGAGGUUUUAGUGUAGAGGAGAGAUCUAGAACGAAUGAAUUUGUUAAGAUAGAUAAUGAGGAUUUUAAUGCUUUAUGGUCGGGUUAUUUUGAAAGAUCUUUGAAGAUUGGACCAUUUCAGGUGUAUUUGACGUUACCUAAAUUGUCAGAAACAAAGGAAGAGACGGGAAUGGCUUUUUUUAUUAUGCAUCAUGGUGCAGGAUCGUGUGGAUUGAGUUUUGCCUGUUUGGCUAAAGAAAUUACUGAAAUAACUAAUGGAAGUUGUGGAAUAAUAUCAUUUGAUGUUCGUGGACAUGGAGUAUCGGAUGAGGUGUUUCGAAAUGGUCUAUUAGAUCUUGGAUUAGAAGAAUUAUGUAAGGAUUUUGUUAGAAUUGUACAGCUUGUUUUCCAAGAAUUUGGCUUGGAUGAUAUAUCAGAAAUUAUUUUGGUUGGUCAUAGCAUAGGAGGUGCUGUUCUUUCUCAUGUGGCAAAAAAUCAGUUAUUACCAAAUAUUUUGGGUUGCGCGGUUUUAGAUAUAGUAGAGGGAUCGGCUAUCAACUCUUUUUCGACAAUGAUGUAUCAUCUUUUAAAGAGGCCAAAAUCUUUUAAUACAAUACAAGAAGCAAUUGAUUGGCAUUUGAAAAACAAAAUUCUAAAAAAUGAACAAUCUGCCAAGGUUUCUGUACCUUUACUCUUUAAAAAGCAAAUAUCUACCGAUACAAAUAAAACUAAAUGGGUUUGGAAAGUCAAUUUAAAUGAAACUGAACAUUUUUGGCAUGAAUGGCUAAAUGAUCUUUCCAAUUGCUUUUUAGCUAUUCCAUCUGCAAAAUUACUUAUUCUUUCAAGUAAAGAUAGGCUUGAUAAAACACUAAUGAUUGCUCAAAUGCAAGGAAAAUUUCAAUUGAUUACUUUUCAAAACACCAGUCAUUUUAUUCAUGAAGAUUUACCCGAAUUAACUGCAAAAUCGGUUUGUUCUUUAAAUCCUUUCAUUCCUUCAUAUAACCCUUAUAAAUAG
Messenger RNA from Pneumocystis carinii B80, 1146 nucleotides. RefSeq lists its product as hypothetical. Lineage: Eukaryota; Fungi; Ascomycota; Pneumocystomycetes; Pneumocystales; Pneumocystaceae. Gene Ontology annotation, biological process: protein demethylation. Gene Ontology annotation, molecular function: protein methylesterase activity. The record is from RefSeq and is a predicted model, not a curated record. The transcript is spliced from 5 exons. The coding region runs from base 1 to 1146 and encodes 381 amino acids.